Molecule: messenger RNA, 1083 nt
Organism: Cuscuta campestris
Lineage: Eukaryota; Viridiplantae; Streptophyta; Magnoliopsida; Solanales; Convolvulaceae
Source: the annotation of a GenBank genome assembly
CCGAUCUCAUCAUAAUCGUCUUAUCUAAACAGUAUACACGCUUCCUCGGUCUCCGUGAACCACCCCCUCCCCCAAAUUCCGGAGUCUGCUCCUCUCGCUCAGGUCUUCACUCUCAUUUCACCGUCUUCUUCACGGCCGUGCAUCUCUCGAUCCAAUCCCAGUGUGCUCGGCAGUAUGGCAUUGGUAACCACUGCAGAAGUAUGUGAUGCAAACGCACCGCUAAUUGUGGGAGGGGAACUCCGUGCCCUCCAGCCUGGUUUCCAGAUAUAUGGCAGGCGCCAUGUUUUCUUUGGUCCAGUGGUGACCCUGAAAGUGUUCGAAGACAAUGUUCUGAUCCGGGAAUUUCUGGAGGAGAAAGGGAAUGGCAGAGUUUUGGUGGUGGACGGCGGCGGCAGUUUGAGGUGUGCAAUCUUGGGCGGCAACCCCGUGGUCCAAGCCCAAAACAACGGAUGGGCUGGGAUUGUGGUGAACGGGUGCAUAAGGGACGUCGAUGAGAUCAACGGGUGUGAUAUUGGGGUGAGGGCUUUGGCUCCCCAUCCCAUGAAAGCCAACAAGAAAGGUCACGGGGAGAAGCACGUCCCCGUCACCAUGGGUGGGACCCGCAUAUGUGACGGGGAGUGGCUUUAUGCAGACACCGAUGGCAUUCUCAUCUCCCGAACCGAGCUCUCAGUUUGAGAAGAUGAUGAUGCUUGUUGGCUUAUAUAGUAAGCAGCUACAAAACUUCCAACUUAUGGAUAUGUAAUUACAUUAUCAAUUUUAUUAUUAUUAUUAUGCUAUUUCUAGAACUUCAUUUUCCACUAUGGCGAUAUGACCCAGACCCAAUCUAGGCUAGCUGGGCAUUGCUUCAUCUGAAUUUUAAAACUGUAAUCUUAGCCUGCACCACGUUAUGCUCGUUGACUUGUGAUGAUGGUUUAUCUUUUUCCGAAAGACAGUUCGUUUCGAAUAACAUAUAUAGGACAUCUGGGAUGUGUACUCCCUAUUAAUUAUGACAGUGUUUGAUUAUUAGUCAGUUUUUUUUGUUAUUGUGUUAUUUCUUACUUGUAUUAUACUCUCUUUGUCCCAAAUUAAAUUGCAUAUUUACUA